AAAAAUGACACGCAAUAGCGACGAGCGGACGAGCCAAUAAAAAACGACGCGCAAAAACAAGAGUUUUGUAAAUCGAGUGCAAAACAUUCAUCUACUUUCGUGUAACUUGAUUCUUGUAUUGACUGUGUCCAGAUGGUUUUGUGUUAGUGAUAGUGCAAGACUAGUUUGGAAUCUGAUUGUUUUGGUGUCGUUCCAAGGCAUGACCACGGCGUGACUUCCAUGCCCUGUGUACCUACGGAAGGGCGUGCGCCGUGCAGAUUACGUUUACUAUGAAUGGUUUUAUCUCAUUCUAAACUCGAGUAUCUGUAUAUGACCGAGUGUAACAGCGAGCGUACCAAAUUAUGGAUUGAAAAGUGUUUGUUGUUUGUAUUUUGAUAUUUGCACCGCAUUGCUGCGGAGUAAUCGCCGUUAUCUCGGUUGAAGAUCAUAGUGGUUGAAAAUAAGCAGUCAUAUGGCGCCAGGACUAUCUCGAAUACGGAUUAGUUACGCCUUUCGAUUUGUCGAGCGCUUUACUAUUUACGCACUAUUGAAAAGAGAUAGUACGUAUUUUUAGUCGCGUCAACCGAGACUAGUGACUUUCAUAACAGUUCGUAAACAACUUGAAGGUUAUUUGUGUCUGAUGCGGAGGCGCUGACAUGGCUGCGGUUUCUGAGGCUGGCGCCAUCGUGCGUCAGGGCCACCUACGAAAAUUAAAGACGAUGAAAAAGAAAUUUUUCGUUCUACGCGCGGAAACCUCUGACUGUUCUGCUAGGCUAGAGUAUUACGAGAGUGAGAAGAAGUUUAGAUCAGGUUCGGCCCCGCGCCGCGUGCUGUCCCUUAAGAGCUGCUACAACAUAACUAGAAGGUUGGACUUGAAGCAGAAGCAUGUUAUUGCUCUUUUCACUCGACAGGAGCAGCUGUGCAUAGUAGCAAAGAAUGAGCAAGACUUGCAUGCAUGGUUGGCUGCUAUACUCAAAUUAUUCCGCAAUGAUGAUGCAAGUGCUGAACUUCUUCAUCCCAUACAACACGUAUGGCAAGUGAACGUCCUGAAGAAAGGUCUUGGCGCAUCCAAGAGCAUCCGAGGUUUAUAUAACCUGUGUCUCACAGACAAGACUUUAACUCUGGUUAAGAUCAAAAGCCACUACAAACAUAUCAGCGAUCUGGUCAUACCGGAACGUGUGGAGUACUCUCUGAAGAAUAUUAGACGAUGCGGUGAUUUGGAAUGUUUCUUCUAUAUGGAAGUGGGACGGCAGACGUCGACAGGUGCGGGAGACUUGUGGAUGCAUUUAGACAUCGCGCAGAGCAUGCAUUCAACUAUAUAUCAUGCGAUGAUGAACUGCGCGAAAGAGUCGGAGAAUGAAAAGGAUCAUAUAGUGGUACCUGGGAAAAGUUCUUUGCUCGAGAGUUCGAACCCACUACCCGCACAAAGGCAAACCUACUCAGAUGGCAGAGGACGCGCUGGACUUUAUAACGAUGUAACGGCACUUCGUAAUCGUUGUGAGACGAUGCCUUCUAGGGCUUGUUCCUCGUUCGAGUCGGACCGUCCACAAAUAACGAGGCACACUGAUGUCGUUGACGGUCUGGCUUCAUCACGCGACGACAUAGAUUCUAUAUCAGAAUGGUAUCGCACUCCGCGAAUACUGGAAGAGCCGGACUGCUGCGAAUAUAUGUUGCCUCGGGACUUUAUGAGUAUGCGCACGGGGUCAAUUGCACAUUCUCGAACAUCGUCAAUGGGGGUGGACGACGGCGGUGACAGAGACGUGGGUGACAUACCUGACGGCUAUUUGCCCAUGGGUCCGCCGCACUUGUCCUCAUCUGCCUCCGUUUGUAGCGGGACGCCUUCUACGGAUCUUAAAGAUCCAACGAUCGCCCGAACUCCGCCAACCCAUUCAGACAUACCAAAAUCGAAACCAGUCGACGAAUACGUCUACAUGUCCCCCCGCAACGCCGGUUAUGUAGAGAUGAAGCCCGGCGAGAUGUUCACUCCCAUCCCCUCGAUCAACCCCAUCUCCUCCCCGAUGAACUCCCUGACCCCCCCGGACGGGUACAUGGAGAUGAGCUAUCGCUCUCGCACUCGCCCCAUAGCUAUAACGAAUCGGCCGUCCUAUUCCUCCCCCGAUUCAGAGAAGGCUCUCCACGGAUCGCAGACCAUUUUCACCUUUUGCCCCGACUCCCCCCCUGAAAUCGAGCACGCGUUGAGCACCGUGAGGGAGAUUUCGGAGGAGGGGAGAGACGGAAGAGAAGGACGAGUCGAAGUCUCCUCUUCGCCUCAGUACGUGACGUUGGCGAGGCCCGAUUGCCUCAACAAUAAUAAGACUGCCAGGAUUGAUGAAAACAGAGAUGUAACGGCACUUCGUAAUCGUUGUGAGACGAUGCCUUCUAGGGCUUGUUCCUCGUUCGAGUCGGACCGUCCACAAAUAACGAGGCACACUGAUGUCGUUGACGGUCUGGCUUCAUCACGCGACGACAUAGAUUCUAUAUCAGAAUGGUAUCGCACUCCGCGAAUACUGGAAGAGCCGGACUGCUGCGAAUAUAUUUUGCCUCGGGACUUUAUGAGUAUGCGCACGGGGUCAAUUGCACAUUCUCGAACAUCGUCAAUGGGGGUGGACGACGGCGGUGACAGAGACGUGGGUGACAUACCUGACGGCUAUUUGCCCAUGGGUCCGCCGCACUUGUCCUCAUCUGCCUCCGUUUGUAGCGGGACGCCUUCUACGGAUCUUAAAGAUCCAACGAUCGCCCGAACUCCGCCAACCCAUUCAGACAUACCAAAAUCGAAACCAGUCGACGAAUACGUCUACAUGUCCCCCCGCAACGCCGGUUAUGUAGAGAUGAAGCCCGGCGAGAUGUUCACUCCCAUCCCCUCGAUCAACCCCAUCUCCUCCCCGAUGAACUCCCUGACCCCCCCGGACGGGUACAUGGAGAUGAGCUAUCGCUCUCGCACUCGCCCCAUAGCUAUAACGAAUCGGCCGUCCUAUUCCUCCCCCGAUUCAGAGAAGGCUCUCCACGGAUCGCAGACCAUUUUCACCUUUUGCCCCGACUCCCCCCCUGAAAUCGAGCACGCGUUGAGCACCGUGAGGGAGAUUUCGGAGGAGGGGAGAGACGGAAGAGAAGGACGAGUCGAAGUCUCCUCUUCGCCUCAGUACGUGACGUUGGCGAGGCCCGAUUGCCUCAACAAUAAUAAGACUGCCAGGAUUGAUGAAAACAGAGAUGUAACGGCACUUCGUAAUCGUUGUGAGACGAUGCCUUCUAGGGCUUGUUCCUCGUUCGAGUCGGACCGUCCACAAAUAACGAGGCACACUGAUGUCGUUGACGGUCUGGCUUCAUCACGCGACGACAUAGAUUCUAUAUCAGAAUGGUAUCGCACUCCGCGAAUACUGGAAGAGCCGGACUGCUGCGAAUAUAUGUUGCCUCGGGACUUUAUGAGUAUGCGCACGGGGUCAAUUGCACAUUCUCGAACAUCGUCAAUGGGGGUGGACGACGGCGGUGACAGAGACGUGGGUGACAUACCUGACGGCUAUUUGCCCAUGGGUCCGCCGCACUUGUCCUCAUCUGCCUCCGUUUGUAGCGGGACGCCUUCUACGGAUCUUAAAGAUCCAACGAUCGCCCGAACUCCGCCAACCCAUUCAGACAUACCAAAAUCGAAACCAGUCGACGAAUACGUCUACAUGUCCCCCCGCAACGCCGGUUAUGUAGAGAUGAAGCCCGGCGAGAUGUUCACUCCCAUCCCCUCGAUCAACCCCAUCUCCUCCCCGAUGAACUCCCUGACCCCCCCGGACGGGUACAUGGAGAUGAGCUAUCGCUCUCGCACUCGCCCCAUAGCUAUAACGAAUCGGCCGUCCUAUUCCUCCCCCGAUUCAGAGAAGGCUCUCCACGGAUCGCAGACCAUUUUCACCUUUUGCCCCGACUCCCCCCCUGAAAUCGAGCACGCGUUGAGCACCGUGAGGGAGAUUUCGGAGGAGGGGAGAGACGGAAGAGAAGGACGAGUCGAAGUCUCCUCUUCGCCUCAGUACGUGACGUUGGCGAGGCCCGAUUGCCUCAACAAUAAUAAGACUGCCAGGAUUGAUGAAAACAGAGAUGUAACGGCACUUCGUAAUCGUUGUGAGACGAUGCCUUCUAGGGCUUGUUCCUCGUUCGAGUCGGACCGUCCACAAAUAACGAGGCACACUGAUGUCGUUGACGGUCUGGCUUCAUCACGCGACGACAUAGAUUCUAUAUCAGAAUGGUAUCGCACUCCGCGAAUACUGGAAGAGCCGGACUGCUGCGAAUAUAUGUUGCCUCGGGACUUUAUGAGUAUGCGCACGGGGUCAAUUGCACAUUCUCGAACAUCGUCAAUGGGGGUGGACGACGGCGGUGACAGAGACGUGGGUGACAUACCUGACGGCUAUUUGCCCAUGGGUCCGCCGCACUUGUCCUCAUCUGCCUCCGUUUGUAGCGGGACGCCUUCUACGGAUCUUAAAGAUCCAACGAUCGCCCGAACUCCGCCAACCCAUUCAGACAUACCAAAAUCGAAACCAGUCGACGAAUACGUCUACAUGUCCCCCCGCAACGCCGGUUAUGUAGAGAUGAAGCCCGGCGAGAUGUUCACUCCCAUCCCCUCGAUCAACCCCAUCUCCUCCCCGAUGAACUCCCUGACCCCCCCGGACGGGUACAUGGAGAUGAGCUAUCGCUCUCGCACUCGCCCCAUAGCUAUAACGAAUCGGCCGUCCUAUUCCUCCCCCGAUUCAGAGAAGGCUCUCCACGGAUCGCAGACCAUUUUCACCUUUUGCCCCGACUCCCCCCCUGAAAUCGAGCACGCGUUGAGCACCGUGAGGGAGAUUUCGGAGGAGGGGAGAGACGGAAGAGAAGGACGAGUCGAAGUCUCCUCUUCGCCUCAGUACGUGACGUUGGCGAGGCCCGAUUGCCUCAACAAUAAUAAGACUGCCAGGAUUGAUGAAAACAGAGAUGUAACGGCACUUCGUAAUCGUUGUGAGACGAUGCCUUCUAGGGCUUGUUCCUCGUUCGAGUCGGACCGUCCACAAAUAACGAGGCACACUGAUGUCGUUGACGGUCUGGCUUCAUCACGCGACGACAUAGAUUCUAUAUCAGAAUGGUAUCGCACUCCGCGAAUACUGGAAGAGCCGGACUGCUGCGAAUAUAUGUUGCCUCGGGACUUUAUGAGUAUGCGCACGGGGUCAAUUGCACAUUCUCGAACAUCGUCAAUGGGGGUGGACGACGGCGGUGACAGAGACGUGGGUGACAUACCUGACGGCUAUUUGCCCAUGGGUCCGCCGCACUUGUCCUCAUCUGCCUCCGUUUGUAGCGGGACGCCUUCUACGGAUCUUAAAGAUCCAACGAUCGCCCGAACUCCGCCAACCCAUUCAGACAUACCAAAAUCGAAACCAGUCGACGAAUACGUCUACAUGUCCCCCCGCAACGCCGGUUAUGUAGAGAUGAAGCCCGGCGAGAUGUUCACUCCCAUCCCCUCGAUCAACCCCAUCUCCUCCCCGAUGAACUCCCUGACCCCCCCGGACGGGUACAUGGAGAUGAGCUAUCGCUCUCGCACUCGCCCCAUAGCUAUAACGAAUCGGCCGUCCUAUUCCUCCCCCGAUUCAGAGAAGGCUCUCCACGGAUCGCAGACCAUUUUCACCUUUUGCCCCGACUCCCCCCCUGAAAUCGAGCACGCGUUGAGCACCGUGAGGGAGAUUUCGGAGGAGGGGAGAGACGGAAGAGAAGGACGAGUCGAAGUCUCCUCUUCGCCUCAGUACGUGACGUUGGCGAGGCCCGAUUGCCUCAACAAUAAUAAGACUGCCAGGAUUGAUGAAAACAGAGAUGUAACGGCACUUCGUAAUCGUUGUGAGACGAUGCCUUCUAGGGCUUGUUCCUCGUUCGAGUCGGACCGUCCACAAAUAACGAGGCACACUGAUGUCGUUGACGGUCUGGCUUCAUCACGCGACGACAUAGAUUCUAUAUCAGAAUGGUAUCGCACUCCGCGAAUACUGGAAGAGCCGGACUGCUGCGAAUAUAUUUUGCCUCGGGACUUUAUGAGUAUGCGCACGGGGUCAAUUGCACAUUCUCGAACAUCGUCAAUGGGGGUGGACGACGGCGGUGACAGAGACGUGGGUGACAUACCUGACGGCUAUUUGCCCAUGGGUCCGCCGCACUUGUCCUCAUCUGCCUCCGUUUGUAGCGGGACGCCUUCUACGGAUCUUAAAGAUCCAACGAUCGCCCGAACUCCGCCAACCCAUUCAGACAUACCAAAAUCGAAACCAGUCGACGAAUACGUCUACAUGUCCCCCCGCAACGCCGGUUAUGUAGAGAUGAAGCCCGGCGAGAUGUUCACUCCCAUCCCCUCGAUCAACCCCAUCUCCUCCCCGAUGAACUCCCUGACCCCCCCGGACGGGUACAUGGAGAUGAGCUAUCGCUCUCGCACUCGCCCCAUAGCUAUAACGAAUCGGCCGUCCUAUUCCUCCCCCGAUUCAGAGAAGGCUCUCCACGGAUCGCAGACCAUUUUCACCUUUUGCCCCGACUCCCCCCCUGAAAUCGAGCACGCGUUGAGCACCGUGAGGGAGAUUUCGGAGGAGGGGAGAGACGGAAGAGAAGGACGAGUCGAAGUCUCCUCUUCGCCUCAGUACGUGACGUUGGCGAGGCCCGAUUGCCUCAACAAUAAUAAGACUGCCAGGAUUGAUGAAAACAGAGAUGUGUGCACUUUGAAGUCAGCGAUCAGCCCACCGGACGCCUCCGCACGAGAACACGUACACGCGUGUCGCGUACGUACGUAUACGCAACAAACGGGAUUAUCAAAUUUUGUUAGGAAAUUUAAAAAUCACGUUGACGUCGCCAAAGUGUGUGUUCUACAGUUUUAUACCACGUGUUACUCAAAAUCAUAAGUUCUACCUCCGUAUUCUACGCGUUGACAUUUGUAAAGACUAAAUUGUGAGACACGUGUUGGAAUACGGGCCCCGUAAGUGAAGGGAGUUUCAAUAAUUGAGAACGUGGCUUAAUCGAUGUUGUACAAAAUCUGGUUAAAUCGAAUGUUAUUUUUUUGUUAUUUUUCUGUUAUUGAUUUGAAAUAUUAAGUUUUGAUCGAAAUUAAGUUGACUCGGGUCGCUCGCUUCUGUUUAAAAUGAUACAUUUAAAUCUUUCAAUCAAUAUUUUUGAUAUAAAAUUUUGUCAAUUCGUAUCAUCAAAGUCGGGAAAUCAAAGAUUAAUCAGAUAUCGGUUAGGAGUUGUUGUUCGAAUUAAAAAUAUUUAAAAAUACAAAGUGAACUCGACACGCGAUAAUAAACGAAUUUAUGUUCAAGUUUCACAAAUUUGGUUCAAACGUUUGUCGCGUUCACGUAAGCCACGGUUGUGAGUGAGGCCUAAUUAGUUGAUAGUUACGUUCCGACGUACCCGUUGUGUUCGUAGUUACAGCUCUGACCGCGAAAUUAACGCGGACAGAUGGUCACGUAGACGUGCGCGUACGUUCGAGGCCAUUCUUAUAUUACAUGUUCUAUAUAGCAAACAAUAUUUAGAAAAUUUAACACAGAUCUUAGUUAUUUUCAUACAAUUUUUUGUAAUAAACAGUUAGAAAAUAAAAAAAUAGCAGAAUUAAGGCCGCAACGUGACCACCUGUCACGCCUCCAGCCCGUUUGUUAUACUGUUUAUAACGAGAGUCCCAUUUAUUUCCCGUUUAAUUUCUUAUGAAAAGUGGUGCUCGUUGUAUUAACGGCUCUCGGUAUAGACAGGUGAACCUGAGCCUGCCCCUCGGCCCCUUCUGCCCCUUCGUUACCUCAGAGAUACCACCUGUGUUUAGUUCCUCGGCGUGUGACGCGUUAUUUAUUACGACACGUCUACGUAUAGUUUUAGUUCUCGCUUCUGUGGCCGUCGGUGACUGUCGGGUUUGACCCGGUCGUUCUAUAACUUGUUAUGAACAAUUUUAUUUUAAUUACGACGAAACGAGAGAAAUUUGUUUGUUUGGAGUAAAUGUUCCAAAUGAAAUGCGUUCAAUUGAUUUGUAAGUUUCGAAUAUUUGAGACAAAUUGAGGCGCAAUCUUUCACAAUGACUUGAUGAACGGAAUUUAAGUUUUGAUUCUCUCUUUUCUCUCGUAAAGUUCAGGCUCAGGCUUCGUAAUGAUGUGUUCAAGAUUUUUUUUUUUUCAUAUUGACAGUUUACAGCUAGGUGAUAUUGUCUCUGGUUACGUGUUACACUUGUUAUUGCGUGUUUCGUAGGUGAUGGGCGUCUGAUGUGCCGUACUUGGUUUAUGGCAAAUUAUAUGCCCAGUUUCUGGAAAGAAAUCGCAAGUUUUUCAUCUAAAUUUUGUAAUUGUCAAAUGUUUGGUUGUGCAAAUGGAAUUGCUAGUGGGACCUCUAGGCCCUUAAAUUUCCAGUACGGCAGGUUCCAUGCGCUUUGUAUCCAACGCCUUCCCUCCACCAUUAUUUUAAUAACAUGUCAAUAAUCUCAUUUUAUAAAAUAAUUGAAAAUUCUAGAAGUCGUAAAUUUUGACACAACCUCUUGACUUUUGUUUUUAAAAUGGUCAACGUAAAAAUUUUGUAAGUUGCAUAUCUCUGGUAAGGAUUAUGCCAGUUAAACUAAUCAAGCUUACAAAAAAUACGUUAAAACGCCCAAAUUUGUUAAAUUGAACCGGAAUACGAAAAUUUUUAUAAUCUUGUAUGGUUUAAAUCAAUAGAAUAACCCAACCAAUAGUUUCUGCAACUUCAAUAAAUUAAUAUCUAAACACGAAAGUCACUUUAGAAUAGUGCUUCCCAACAUUUUUUGGGCCAUGCCCCACCUUAGUCAUUCCGAAAAUUAAAAGUUGUAUUGUACACUUACCUUAAUGAAAAACACAGCAAGUAAAUUUUCAAAACAUAUAGCGAACAACUAAUAUUAAAACGGGGCGUGGGCCCCAGUUGGGGACCACUGGUUUAGAACGUUGACCGCGAUUAGAACUGGGUAUAAUAUUUCCAGAAUAAAAAUCCAGCCAUCCAUUCGGCAGCAUCUGCGGCAUAUCGGACCGCGGACGCCUCAGUAAUUAUUAACUGACCCGUAGUCUGUUCUAGCUAUGUUUAGCUCAAAUAAGUAAAUGUCGAUCCGUUGUUGGGCACAAUUAGGUACAAUUACGCGGUUCUUCAAAGACGCCGAUCUUAGUACUACAUAUAUGCACCACUGAUACGUUUUGUUCUUUUAAUAUAACUGUCUAAGUAAAUUUAAGCAGCUCUUGUAUUUUUUAUUUUCUGCAUUUGAAAAAUUAUUGGAAGAACGAAUAUUAUCAUAUAAUCAAAUUGCAGUUUAUAUAACUACCUCGCAUGUCCAGAGAACCAAACAUUACAGAAAACGAAAAAAAUGUUUUAGAUGGUAAAAUUUAUGUUAAUAAUAAAUAAGUCCUUACUUCAUGAUUAGACCAGUUAAAUGACAUAAGAGUUUAAGAAUAAAAAAUAAAUGUUUUUUUGACAUACGAGGUUAUCAUUCUAGUGACGAUAUAUCAUAUAUGUUCCUCUUGACAUAAAUACAGCAUCGUUUGAUACAAAUAUGUAAUAGGAGCUGCUUAAAUUAAACUAUAUUGGUAUAUUUCAAAUCGUUUUUACCGGAAUGAAUUAGGACGAAAGCGUUAUACGUGUAAAUCGACGACCCGUUCCUUAACGAUCACUAAAUAGAACUAUUUUAUAUUACAAUAGUAUAAUUAUGCUACUUAAAAUAAUUUUGAUAAGACCUUAGAGUCGUUCAUUAAAAGCUCUCAUACACUAUUUUUGCCUAUUUCGUUUCCCUAAGUCAACUUAAGUAAUAGUUAACUUUUUUAAUUAUGAGUAAUAACAGUUUUUUUUUCGUUGGAGAUUUCUGCGGUUGUCUUUUUGCUCUCUUGUUCUGUUAGCGUUGGGUUCUUCUCUACUAAACUCGAUUUAGUAGAAUGUGCAAAUUUUUAUUUCCUCUAAUACAAAUUUUAUCCUCUGCGUCAUCGGCCUUUAGCGCCCUGAGAACCCCACGAGGCCGUAUGGCCCACUUAAGUGCGGCUUCAAGGCCUUGAGGUACGACUGGUGCGCUAGCAGCAUGAGGGGCUUGGUGUCUAGUUCCAACAACUCGUCCAAUAGCUUCAGACAAAUUUCCGCAUUCUCCAUGCACAAGCGAUAGAUUUUUCAGUUAACUUAUCCUACAGCCUUACCAUAUCAACCCGUUAUGAGCUGGUCGUUGAUGCAAUAAAUGUAGUAUGCUAUGUAUGAUACACGGUAGACAUUCCGACAGAAGCAAUUUGACUAAUUCUCAUGUGUUCAAUAAUCUUCCACUACCAAUCUUAAUAACUUAAUUUUAUUUUGGUACAAUGAUUAUCGUUUAAUAGCUAUUCUACUACAGUAAUAAUGAAAAUUUCUAUUGAUAAGUAUGUUAUUGAGAUUGGCCAUAAGAGCUAUAGGUUUUUGUCAUUUACAAGCUAAGGGAGCGUUCAAGUAUUACGUCACACAAUUUUUGGAGAUCAUUGCCCCCCCCCCCCCAUGUAACGCGCCGUAACGUUUUUCUGUACCCAAGUAUAGUAAAACAUUUCGUGACCACCUAGUGACUCUUUAUACCUAAAAGUUACCAUUAUGUGGCGUAAAGUACUGGAAAGUCAAAAAUAAUUGUUUUACAAAGGGAUCGUUAUGUAAUACUUGGACGCUCCCUAACACAUCCCACCAUAUAUUUAUACUGUAAAUAUCCUAGAACGACAAAAUCAAUGGCUUUCACCGGACUUAGGUCGUAUGUACCUACGCUCACCGCCCUCAAGAUGACGUAAUGGGACCUAUAUGCCUGACUGAGUUAACACCAAAUUUUAUAUAUAAUGUUAUUUAUUGAAGGCGUCUGAUGAAUUAAUUGUAUCCCCAAUCUGGACCUCUUCUGGUCGAUAAACUAGCUUUAAAUUACCCGGAAAGGUAGCUUUCACGGCUACAAAGGUUCGCUGAGUGCAGUCCGUGCCCGAGGGUGUGUAUAAAAUUAGAGUCAAAAUUCCUGAUAUUCGAUAUCCCAGAAAAUUGCGUCGCCUCUUGGCGAAUGUUUUAAGCGGUAUUUAGUACAAUUGGGCACAGCCGUUGUUUUUAUACAUACAUAUAGCGUUGUCUGGUGUCUGCGACUUUAACCAGUGUAAGUAUAAUUUGUUCAAAAUACGAGUGGAUAAGAAUUUUUUUUUUUUUUUUUAGAAUUUAAUUUAAUUAAUUAUUUAAUUUAGGCGUAAGUUUGGCCACGGUCGCUGACGAGUCGCCAGGCGUCGGAGUUUUUUUAAUUUUAGCCUGUACGCAGAUAGCUAGCCACCUCGCAAUUAUGUAGUUACAUUUAGGUAGAUAUAUAUUAUACAUUUACGAGUAGCGUAUUUACUUUAUUCCACAUAGCUGUAAGGCGUCGAGUCGGCCCUAGUGUUAAGUGCACCCGUACCGAAUAGCGUAAACGAACGGAACCUCCUUUUAUGAUACGAGUUGUUCGUAUGUUCAUAUUUUACAAAGUGUUAUAUAGAGAAAAUAUUUAUUCAUAAGCACAAAUACGUUUUAUGCUAAGGGUCACAAAAGCAGAUGAAAAUAUAUUUAGAAAAAAGUUGCGUAUUAUAAAAGGAGCGUUCGGCAACAUUUACAUUGGUGGGAAACGUAUUAUACGACAUCGAAAGCUAGUGUGAGUGCGGCCUUAUUAUCGUCUAUUGUACGAGAAGAAGCUCCACGAGAGACGUCAUGACAAAUGGAGUUUUAUUCUAUACUAGUCCCAUUGCAAGUUUAAUAGGAUUUUGCAUAAAGAUGUUCCUGUAACGGCGUAAAGUUUUUUUUUUUAAUAUUAUGAGUAAGUGUGCAUAGUGAGCGUGUAGUUGCGACGGGAGCCAACCGGCGAGCACCGAGUGGUCGUUCUGCAAAGGUGCUAUUCGUGUUAGUGACGUCGGCUUGCGGCUGAGCCAUAUCACAAGGCCCUAGAUCUAGACUAACAUCACUACUCUUACGUAUUUUAGCUUUUGUAACUGAGUGCGGCUCUCGCUGAAAUGUUUCUAUCACAUUUAAAGUUUUCUCUCGCAUUUUCGUGGGCUCGCCCGAUGUUAUGUUUUAUAAAUUUCUAAAUCUGAUUUUUCGUACGUUGCGUUUUGUUUACUUUCAUAUUACGAUUAUAUUGUAAAUGAAUAAAAGCUUUGGAUUUGA
This is a messenger RNA of Pieris napi, 12069 nucleotides long. RefSeq lists its product as uncharacterized. NCBI's taxonomy places the organism in Eukaryota, Metazoa, Arthropoda, Insecta, Lepidoptera, Pieridae. Gene Ontology annotation, molecular function: insulin receptor binding; phosphatidylinositol 3-kinase binding. The record is from RefSeq and is a predicted model, not a curated record. Gene Ontology annotation, biological process: insulin receptor signaling pathway. The transcript is spliced from 29 exons. The coding region runs from base 636 to 6845 and encodes 2069 amino acids. Gene Ontology annotation, cellular component: plasma membrane; cytosol.